AUGGCGACCCCGAAGAAACACCGGGGAGAAGGAACGCGGGGCUUCACUUUGGGUUCAUCUGCUCUGUUUUCGGAAAGCGACAGGGACGCUCUGGGCGGCCCUUUUGAGGGGGAUGCUCGCGCUCCUGUCUCUUCGCCGUGGUUUUCUCCUUCCUCCCAGUGGCGCCCGUCGCCGCCCGCUUCGUGUCUCUCCCGUGUUUCCCCCACUCUCUCGGCUAGGAGCGUCUCGCGGCUCGGGCGGGCGGCGGCCUCGCCUCGCGCGUCCGUAGAGCGCGACGUGGAGGCCCGCGCCCCUCGGCGAGUCCGCGCCUUUGUCACCUCCGCGGUUCACGGCACUGCGCCAGCCCCUGUGCACUCAGACGACAGGGAAGAAGGCGUGCAGUUUUUUCUUGCUUGCGACGACGAAGGCGAGGCGCCGCUGGCCUGCCUGGCUCGUCCACCUGCCCAGCCAGCCGGCGGCUCGGAAGGCGCCGCGUCUGUAACUCCCCGGCCUCCACUCGCCUCCACGUCACCUCAGCCUUUCGACGGGCCCUCGCCGUUCGCGGCCGCCGCCCCACCCUUCGCGCCCCCGUCUGCCCCCCCUCCCUCAUUCUCGUCGUUUCCUUCUGCGCCAAGCCCCUCGCCCGCUGCUGGCGCGUUUAACCAAACGCAGGAGGCGUCACCGGCGCCCGCGGCCUAUUCCGCGUACCCUGGGUCUCCGCCGGAGGCUUCGGGGGCGGCUUUCGCGUGUCGCUCAAGAGACGGCGCGGACUCUGCAGAAGCACCCGCGGCGACCUCUGGACGAGGUGAGUCGGCGGGUCAGCUUUUCGUGAACGGCGGCCUCGCGACUUCACACAGAGUCUCCCCCGCCUCGACGUCUGUCGCUUUCCCCGCUGCGCCCGCACCUGAGGGAGAGACGAAGGCCGACGGCGCCGGCGGACGACUCAUCUAUACGCCGAAUGGAGACGCUCUGAGCAAAGCGCGAGGUGGCGAGACGCGCAGUGGAGGCGGCGAAAGGCCCUCUCCCGUUCCGCACCACACCCCGCACGCUUCGCAGGGCGCGGACAACAGGCAUGCGUUUUCUUUCCCGGCUUCUUCUGGAAUUGCGUCCACGGCCCCGGGGCCUCCGCGGAUGUCUCCUGGCCUCGCGGGCGCGUCGGGGCCAUCUUCGUCUUCGUCCUCGGCGCCAGGGUCUUUCGCGUCUUUUCCAUCUGCCGCCCAGGGCCCGACGUUUGUGCUUGCGGCGCCCACGGAGGCGUGGCGAGCUCCUGAAGGCGCGGCGACGUGUGCCCCCGAAGGCCGGCAAAUACAGCCGUCAGCGUCGUCGUUCGCCGCCUCCACCCUUGCUGCCUCUCCGUUCCCGCCUUCGUCUGCAGACGCCUUGACUGCGGGAGCCUCUGUGGCGUCCGCGGCGCACGCCUCGCCCCCCGGCUGCCCUCAGCCUCCUCUCGCUGGAGGCUGCGGCGCGCAGGCGGGCCGCAGCCUCGAGAGUAGCGCGGCGCAGCGGCGAGCGACCCCCCUUCCGCCCUCGUUCCAGCGCUCGCCUCCUCCUUCACAGUUUCCGCCGCCCGCGGAAGCCCAGCCCGCCCCGCGCCCUGCGCCGGCGGCAGACAAAAGGCCCGCGGAAGGAGACGCCGCGGGGCGCGGGCAGGCGAUCCAUUCGGCGCUGCCGUCUUCGCAUUCGGGCGGAUCUCUGCCCGCCUCAUCCCCGUUUCCUUCCGGUGCGCCUCUCUCGCGUCAGGCGUCGCUUCCGCAGGCUGUCUCUCAAGGCGCUCUGGGGCCGGCUUCGGAUCCUUCAGCGGGCGCUGUAUUCGCGCGCCCCUCGUUCGCCUCUGGGCCUGCUGUAUUCUCUGCGGCAGGAGGCAGUGAGCAAGCGUCAUCUCGCGCCUUCACGUUGCCUUCGCCAGACAGCAAGAAGGGCUGCGAGGCGGGAACUUUGAAGCCUGGGUCGCACGGGCCCUUCGGAGGCGCCGCGAAGCCGGGAGCGAAAGCUGCCGCGAAGCCCUCUUUCGCAGGAGCCCUCCCUGCGCGUCCGCCUCCAGCCGCCCCCGCCCAGGGCGCCAUCAGCGCCCUCUCGUCGGGUGCGCACGUCAUCUCGCACGCCGCGGCUUUGCCGAUCGCGAAAGGUUAUCAUCCGCCUGUGCCGCCGACUGUCUGGCAUCCCCACAAGCCUGUGGGAGACUCUCACGCAAGCCCAAGUGCCGGCGGAGGCAAGAAAGUCGCGUUCGCGGCUGCGGCAGGAGCGGCGCAUGCAGCAGGGUUGAGUGGUGCGACGGGGGGAGCGGGCGCGUCGCGUUUGCCUUCCCACGUCUCCCACGGGGCCGAGGGCGGGGAGCGAGCCGGCGCAGGCCUCGAGUUUCUGCUGCCCUUCUCCCGCAGAGCGCCUCCGCGUACGCCCGAUGAAGCGAUCGUCGCGCACGCCGCGACGCUCGCCAUGGCUGCGGAGAAGCAGACGCUGGCGUCGCCGCUCUCAGGCCUGUUCCCGCGGGCGUUGUCGCCGACGUCUCUGGGCCCCGGGGAGAGGCCAAUGGGCGCCGGCGAGGGGGACGAGGACGAAGAAGGCGCGAAGGCGCGCGUCGCGGCGUUCGAGACGGAGCUGCCGCCCAUCGAGUUUCUGCCGUCGAUUCCCCGACUUCUCCACGUGUUUGACUACGUUGGAACGUCGCUCCUUCAAAAGACCCUCCAGGAUGACGCCGGGCUCCCUCCGAAGCCUUGCAGCACGGAGCGGGUCUCAAAGCUUGGCGGCGCCGGAGACGAAAGUGGGGAAAAAGGGGGCCCGGCGAGGCCGGCUCCGUCUGGUGCAGCGGGCGAGAACAAGGCCGCCGAGGCAGCCGCGAAUGCAGCAAAGUGUGCCGCCUCCAAGUCGAGUGCGACUGCCACGGCAGCGUCCGCAUGCUGCGCUCUUCCUCCGCCCUUCCCACCUCCCGUUUCUUCCCUCUUGGCGCCUCCACAGCCUCCCGUCGGCGGCCUGGCCGGCGGGCCGUUCCCGCCGUCGACCGCGGUCGCGCCUCUGGCUCUGCUCGCCGCGGCCGUGGAUCCGGGGUGUCUCCUGGAAGGCCCCGUCGCGGGGAGACACCCGAGUUCAGACGCGUGCGAGGGGCGGCUCCACCUUCAUGCGCUGCUCCAGCCCAGGGGGUCGAGAUGCGCAGGCAUCGCGCGCGAAGAGCGCGCGAGAGAGUUCGUAGAUUGCGUGCCUUCACGCUUCGCGGCACCUCUGGGUGGCGAUGGCGAACGAGCUUCAGCGCAUCCGGGCGACGCCGCGGGCCCUUCGCCGGAGGCCGUUGAGGGCUGCGGCUGCGAGGAGGCGGAGUUCUGGGUGGCGGCGCGUUUUCUGAUUCCCCCGGAACGCAGCCUCGCUGUUGUAAAUCUAGAUCUGAAGCGGGCGUGCGGCGCCGCACUCUUUGAGCAGAUUCGUCGGAAGAUCGAGGCUGACGCAGCGGCCGCAGAUGCAGCAGAGCCCAAAUCCGCGAGCGCUGUAGGGAGCGUGCUGCCGCCGUCAAGCGGAGCGUGCAAUGCGGGAAAACUGAGUUCGGGCGAGCGCGGCGGCGGCGGCGCUUCCAAGUGCGAGCCGCACGGAGAGGAGGACUCUGCGAAGACCCCGUCGGGAAGGGAUGGACUAGAUGCUGAAGGCGCGAAACACCCUGAAGACGCAGCCGCUGGGGCAGACGAGACGCCCGUCAAUGGAGCGGCCGCGAGCGAGCCUUCGACGGUGGGGGCUGUGCCGCCGGAUGCCUCCUCUUCCGCGGCCUCUUCGUUGAGCCUGAAAGCAGGCCGCAAGGCGAACAGACCCCGUCCAGAGAUCCCGCCGCCAGAGGAUGUCCUGUGGAACAUCGUGGACUGGCAAGACGCCGUCGACGCGCUCUGCGUGGCUUGGCUCGCCGACUCAGGGCUGCCGCCGACUCUUAUUCUUCCCUCGGUGCCCGCCGCGGCCUCACACGCGGACGCCUCGCUUCCUUCGCACGAGCGGUAUCUGCGCCGGCAGCCCGCCACGUGCUUGGCCUCCACGGACAAGCGCUGGUGGACGUCGACGCCCGCGCCUGGCAAGGCGAGCGACAACGGCGCCGGCUCUGCGCCGAGUGCCGCCGAGGCGGAGCCGGCCCCCCUCGACGGGACUACGGGGAAGCAGGAGGAAGAAGGCUCGCAGGCUGCCUCCUCGCCUGCGAGCGCGACGGUAGCAAGGCCUUCCAAGCGGACUGGGAAGGAGAGCGAAGACGCCGAGGAAGAGAGCGAAAGACUCGACGACGCCCCAAGGUUCGUCUGGUUGGUCGCCGUGGCGAAGCUUCUCGCGGCAGACGUCAGGCGCCAGUUGGCGCGGGCUGCGGAGAGAGAAAUAGACUUCACCUGCCUCGCGCAAAUGGCGGCCGCCCUCGAGCGCGAAGACCGCGAGAGGAGACAGUGCGCAAGGCUCCAGCGGGCGCGAGCGCCGUCGGAGACAGGGGUCGCGGCCAGCGUAGGCGUGGCACGGGAGGGAGAACGUGAAGCAUCCGCCAUUUUGAACCGAACUCGUCAAGGAAGUGGAACAGAAGCAAGAGAGGUUGAGCAUCGGGUUGCAGGCAGCAGCAACGCGACUUUGGCAGCUCUUGGAGGCAAGGGAAGCUGCACGCCCUCUGCGGCAGCGACUGAAUCGCCGCAUGCAGCGGAGAGCUUAUCAAGCUCUCUGGCGUCUCCCAGCUCUUCGUCGGCGUCUUCCUCCUCCACUUCGCCGUGGUCUGCUUCUGUCUCUUCGCUGUCGGCCUCCUCGUCGCCCCCCCCUGCGGCUGUCGCUGGCGAGGGCGCUUCUUCGGCCUCGGCCUUUGGGGCCUUCUCGCCGUCGCCCUCCUUGCCGAGUACUGGGUCGGCAGCUUUUUCUUCGCCUUGCGUGCAUGCGCGCUCAACGCCCCCCACAAAGCCAGUCCCUCAGUCUUCUCUGGCGAGUUGCGGCCUCUCUGCGGCUGCAUCCUUGCCUGCCUCGGCGGCCGCGUUCUCCGUCUCGCUCUCUUCUCUCCUGUCGGCCUUCGCAUGCACGAUCGAGAUCGACGUGCAGGACGGCCCGAGCGAGACGCGCAUCGACGACAGAUUUCGGUGGGAUCUUCGCCACGGAGACGACUCCAUUCUCGCCUACUGCCAGCAGCUCGCACUCGACUGCUCCCUCUCGGCGCCGCUCGUGGCGCUCUACCGCCUGGCCUUCCACAGAAGUCUCGAACGCCACAAGCGCGAGCUCGUCUCCGAAUAUAAGCCGCAGCUCCGGCGAUUCCAUUGGGCCCGCGGCCUCGCGCCUCCGCUAGCGGCGCUCUCUGGGAAGUCUUUGUCAAGCGGCGCGGCAGCGCCUACCGACCUGCGUUGCGGAGACAGACACCCGAGAGAAGAUGGCGCAGGCGAGGGCCUCAGGGGGCUACCUCGAGUCCCAUGUGGAGGAGGCAGACUCUUCUACAAGCCCAACAGAGAUCUUUGCGGCGAGGGCGCCAGCGGCUUGGCCUCUUCGCAGUCCGCGAGUCUUCUGCUCCCGUGGUCGGCGUCUCUCGUCUCCUUCCGCCGCACGCAGCCCGCAGCUCCGCGCUCGCUUCUGCUGCCUUCUGCACCGGCUGCGCGGCUUCCGCCCUCCUCUCUCCAAGGCCCGCGCCGCGCUCUCGUCGCCUCCUCUGCGGUCGCUCCGCACACCGCCCUGGAGCGGCUGCCCGACCCGUACCUCGGCGCCCCGCUCGCUGUCCCCGACGCUGGGCCUUCGGACCCGUCGUCGGGCGCGACGGGCGCUGCUGCUGCGUGUGGCCUCUCGCGCGAAGGCGGCGGAGGGGGGGGUUCAGCCAGUGCGGAGAGCGGCAGUGCGGUGUCCAGCGGCGAGUGCAGCGGGGAGAGAGAGUUGCUGCGGAGGGCGGCGUGGCUGCAGAGCUUCGCAGAGAGAGACGCAGACCGCCACGGCGACGCAGGCGACCUCCACGCGAGCCACGCAGGCGAGUUCGGGCCGCAUAUUCUGCGGGGCGCUGAGGCCGCAGCUUGGCCGGGGAGGAGAGGAUGGCACAAGAGGAGACGAAGGUGA
Molecule: messenger RNA, 5991 nt
Organism: Besnoitia besnoiti
Lineage: Eukaryota; Apicomplexa; Conoidasida; Eucoccidiorida; Sarcocystidae
Exons: 3
Coding region: 1-5991 (1996 amino acids)
Source: RefSeq, a predicted model, not a curated record